Messenger RNA from Colletotrichum acutatum, 1575 nucleotides. Its product is annotated as vanillyl-alcohol oxidase. Gene Ontology annotation, cellular component: mitochondrion. The transcript has 7 exons. Bases 1 to 1455 code for a protein of 484 amino acids. Gene Ontology annotation, molecular function: D-lactate dehydrogenase (NAD+) activity; FAD binding; D-lactate dehydrogenase (cytochrome) activity. The record is from RefSeq and is a predicted model, not a curated record. Gene Ontology annotation, biological process: lactate catabolic process. Lineage: Eukaryota; Fungi; Ascomycota; Sordariomycetes; Glomerellales; Glomerellaceae.
AUGCCUUACCCUCAACCUCGUCGUCUUCCUCCCGGCUGGAACGCGAAUGCCUUUGAGCAUUUCGUCGAGUCUGUAGUCCCCAUCGUAGGGGCAGAGAACCUCGACAUCAUCUCUGAGGACAAGGAGCUGGCCGACGGAGACUACAUUGACCCAUGCAAGUCCCACGACAUGCACGCUGUCUACGAAAGAGACUUUUUCGUAUCGUGCGCCAUAGUUAAUCCUAGGUCUGUCCCCGAAGUCCAAGAUGUGAUGCGGCUUUGCAACCAACUGCAGAUGCCCGUCUGGCCCUUCUCCAUUGGCCGCAACACGGGGUACGGCGGCGCAGCACCGCGAGUUCCAGGCAGUCUCGGUAUAGAACUCGGAAAGCAUCUGAACAAGGUCCUCGAGGUAAAUGUUGAUGGAGCGUACGCUCUCGUCGAGCCUGGGGUCACAUUUGCUGGUCUUUACGAACAUCUUGUCAAGACUGGCCUCAGCGAACACCUGUGGCUAGAUGUACCUGAUCUUGGAGGCGGCUCAAUUAUUGGUAGUAAUCACGGCUUGCCUACAUAUCACUUCAUGAUGCACUGCGGUAUGGAGGUCAUUCUCCCCGACGGCACCCUCAUCCGCACUGGCAUGGGAGCGCUUCCGGACCCGUCUAGGGGCAACUUAGACCUUCCGCCCCAUGAACAGAAGGCAAAUUCUGCUUGGCAGCUGUUCAACUAUGGAUUCGGCCCUUACAACGACGGAAUCUUUUCCCAGAGUAGCCUUGGCAUCGUUGUCAAAAUGGGAGUGUGGUUGAUGCCGAAUCCUGGAGGAUAUCAAGCAUACAUGAUCACGUUCCCUCGCGAGGAUGACCUGUCAGAAAUUGUCGAUAUUAUAAGACCAUUGCGCCUACAAACGGUCAUUCAAAAUGUACCUACCAUUCGUCAUUUACUUUUGGACGCCGCAGUAGCUGGCAAUAAGGCUUCUUACACGAACAAGACCGAUCCACUAUCCGAUGAAGAUCUCGAUGCAAUAGCAAGCAAACUGGACCUUGGUCGUUGGAAUUUCUACGGCGCUGUAUAUCGCAGAUUCGCAGAGGCUGGGCUCGACUUCAUUGGCACCUUCACCAUUGGUAUGCGUGAAAUGCACCACAUUGUGUGCAUUGUCUUCAACCGCGAAGACCCUCAGCAGCGCUUAAAGGCACGAUGGUUGAUCCGGCAACUGAUUCAGGACUGUGCGGAACGUGGUUGGGGCGAGUACAGAACACAUCUAGCGUUGAUGGACCAGAUCGCAAAUACGUACAACUUUAACAACAAUGCCCAGGUGAAGCUCAAUGAAACAAUCAAGAAUGCGCUGGAUCCGAACGGCAUUCUUGCUCCUGGGAAAAACGGCAUUUGGCCAAAGAAGUACGACAAACGGGAAUGGGUGCUUCGAGAUGAUGAAGCAGAUAUGUUGUCUAGCGGUAUAUUUCGCGUUAUAAAGAGUCACUUGUAGUAAUGCCACAUUCGCAGUCAGUUACUGCUAGGUAUCAUUUGAGCCACAGAUGACCACAUCCGUUGACUUCAUCUCGUGGACGUCGUGGAGAGGCCGACGGCUCCGAGCCCGCAACCGGCU